GCAAAAAUGUCAAAUUAUUUUGAGAACAGCGAUCGCAUUUUUCACUUUAAAAGCGUUUUUUAAAUAAUGAGUUUAUAGCUUUUGUGCCGAAACUCUUUGUUUCUAGUAACGUUUGUUCUAUUUGAUGAAUUUUAGAACUUUUGUUUAAACGUUGAAUAAUUGUGAUUAUUCAGAAAAUGGCUGACGAAGAAAUUAAUGGAGACACUGACGAAAUUCAGCAUGAUAAAGAUAAAACCCAGAAGAAAACUGCCAAACACGAUAGUGGAGUAGCUGAUUUGGAAAAAGUAACAGACUAUGCAGAAGAAAAAGAAAUAUCCUCGCAAGAUAUAUCUGGAGCACUUUCAUUAAUCGGUGAUAGAAGAAAUAAAGAGGCGGCUGAACGAUUGGAAAAAGAGAAGGAGCUUCAAAAAGUUUCUGUCAGAAAAGAUGAUAUUGAAUUAAUUGUCAAGGAAAUGGAAAUCUCUAGAACAUUAGCCGAAAGAACCUUACGUGAACACAGAGGUGAUGUGGUGGCGGCAUUAACAACACUUACCAACUAACAAUGUGAUAAGGUUAAUAUAUUUUAUUCCCAAAUCAAAAUUUACAAUGGUUACAUACUUGUAACAUUUUCAAAUAGAAUUUUGUAUACCAU
This is a messenger RNA of Papilio polytes (common Mormon), 631 nucleotides long. RefSeq names its product huntingtin-interacting protein K. The transcript is spliced from 3 exons. The record is from RefSeq and is a predicted model, not a curated record. The coding region runs from base 177 to 539 and encodes 120 amino acids. Gene Ontology annotation, biological process: protein stabilization; negative regulation of apoptotic process. NCBI's taxonomy places the organism in Eukaryota, Metazoa, Arthropoda, Insecta, Lepidoptera, Papilionidae.